GUGACAUUAAAUCUCCAUCGGAGAAAUAAAAAUAAAUUUAAUUUUGCAAAGGGGAAGCGCAGCUAAGGAAUAUGUCGCCCAAGAACAACCACGAUCCCACCUCGUCCAGCGACCCGGGAAAAGCAAAUGUGCCGGAAGCAGAUCUACAAGAAAUGGAAGAUGUUAACCAGAGCCUGGACGCCCUCAGCUGCGCCUUGGACGCAGUUGAACAGCGCACCGAUGACAUCAUGUCGCAGCUACGGGAGCUGCUAAGCUCCAAUAGGGAGAUCCGUCGCCAGCUCGCGGAGCAGAAGGACAAAUCUGGGGAUCAGGAGACUGCCGAUGAUGACAUGAAUGGACAGCCGAAUAAUGAUAAUGUAUCGAAGUAAAGCUGAUUUCCAAUGUUUUGUUUGUACCUCUCUUCAUUUGUAUUAGAUUGUUCCUGUUUUUUGUUUGUUUGUAUGCAUAUGUACGUAAACGUAUAGCAAUAUUUGUUCGUAUAAUUAUUAGCACCCGUAUAUAUGAACUAGAA
Molecule: messenger RNA, 511 nt
Organism: Drosophila persimilis
Lineage: Eukaryota; Metazoa; Arthropoda; Insecta; Diptera; Drosophilidae
Product: UPF0184 protein CG14818
Exons: 2
Coding region: 72-368 (98 amino acids)
Source: RefSeq, a predicted model, not a curated record